Hevea brasiliensis (rubber tree) is the source of this 877-nucleotide messenger RNA. RefSeq names its product putative disease resistance protein RGA4. The record is from RefSeq and is a predicted model, not a curated record. Lineage: Eukaryota; Viridiplantae; Streptophyta; Magnoliopsida; Malpighiales; Euphorbiaceae. Bases 22 to 468 code for a protein of 148 amino acids. The transcript has 2 exons.
UUAAUCUCUUUGCCUCAAAGUAUGAAAUACCUCACUGCAUUAGAGAUUCUUCACAUCGAGGAUUGUGAAAACCUCAAUUUGAUGAUGGAGGAAGGGAAAGCCGAUCAAGACUUGUCUCGAUUCAGCCUGCAAAGGCUGAUACUCAAAAAGUUACCAGAAUUGGUAGAGUUUCCAGAAUGGCUUCUUCGAGGAUCCACCAACACUCUGCAACUCUUAAAAGUAAGAUGGUGUGAUAACCUCAAAGAAUUGCCUAGGUGCCUACAGAAUAUAGUAUCUCUUCAACAACUUGUGAUUGAAGAUUGUGAUGGAUGGAGCGAAAGAUGUGAACAUGGAAAAGGUGAAGAUUGGUCCAAGAUUGCUCAUAUCCUAAAAUUGUUCUUGACGGUUCUGAGAUCAAUUCAACAGAUGAUUCUUCAACAAGUGAAGGUUAGAUAUCAUGGCAACUCUGCUGAAAAUGCCAACCGCUGAAUGUAACAAUAUAUGUAAUUGAUGUUUUGCUUGUGCUGUGUUGUAAAUUGCCAAUACAUGUGUUUUAUAUUGUAAAUAAUGCAUAUGAAACUUGUUAAUCUUCCAUUUGAUCUCUAAACUGUUGUUUCUUUUACUUUUAUAUUGUAACUAUAAAAACUAUUUAUAUUUGCGAUAGUGCUUCAUCUUUGUUUAUGAUCAAGUCCUAAGAAAUUUUGCUCAUGAUGGAAAGAUGGUUAUUUUCUCUGCUCACCAACCCAAUUUCGAUGUCUUUGAUCGGCUCGAUGACCUCUUCCUCCUUUCUGGCAGAGAAGUUUUUUAUUUUGGAGAAGCAAAGAUGGCUACAAAGGUGAGCUAAGUUCAAAUUUGAAUUAUAUUUGUUCAAUAAAAGACAAAGGUAUAGUAUCAUGUU